Messenger RNA from Venturia canescens, 2245 nucleotides. RefSeq names its product myb-like protein P. The record is from RefSeq and is a predicted model, not a curated record. Lineage: Eukaryota; Metazoa; Arthropoda; Insecta; Hymenoptera; Ichneumonidae. The transcript is spliced from 5 exons. The coding region runs from base 264 to 2171 and encodes 635 amino acids. Gene Ontology annotation, molecular function: protein binding.
GCUCUCUCUCUCUCGCUCCCGUUGUUACCGUAGUCGGGACAAUAAUGUAGGCUACAAGUGCGAGAGGAUUCUCUCGGCAGAACGGGAUGCAUUUUUAUAUUUUUUUCUCCUCAUUCGGCCUCGCGAAAACGGUGCUGAGUAGUUACAAAACGUCUGAAUUAUCGUAGAAUCUUACAACGAAAUAAAGAGAUUGAAGGAGUGAGGAAAAAAGAGGAUUUCGUUAAAUGGCCUAGAAAAGUGAAUGGUGAAAAUAUUCAGUCGUGAUGAACAAUUCGCCGCAAAACUCGGAUGUCCAAGUCGCCAAUCGACGCGCAGCUGCUGGAACUUCCGAAAACAGCGAUGACGAGGACUGGAGUGGACUUGUCGAAUGUGCUGUUUUGGAAAGAUCGAAAUCUGAUCGCGUGACUAGAGCCGAUGAAGAUCGACGACGCCGCACAAUAAUAGUCGAGAAAAAAAAUGGCACUUACGGUUUCACCCUACAGAGUUAUGGAAUUCAUUACAAGAGGGAACAAGAAAUCGAGAUGGUCACGUACGUGGAUUACGUGGAAUAUGACGGGCCGGCGUUCAAGGCUGGGAUGCGAGAGGGCGACGUGAUUCUUUCGAUAAAUGGCCACGAGAUGGACCGCGCUGACCACAAGACAUUGGUCAAUUUCAUAAAGAAUUGUGACGCGCGAAUGCGAAUGGUAGUUUCGUUCGAAGAUUGCGUGAGAAAGGUUGAGUUGCAUAUGCGUUAUAUCGAAUUGCAACGAGCCUUGCAAUCUCGUCUGGCUGAAUUGGAAAGAUUGUGCGAAAGGGAGAGGUCGAUUUUAUUGGGAAAAUGGAAGACGCACUCCCUGCCGGCGAGAAAACGAACUCCGACUGGAAUAAUGACCAAUCCCAGCCAACCGUCGCCCUCUUCAAGCUUCAAUUCGUCGACCGUUCAGUGCUGUCGUCCAGCGACAUCUACCGAGCAUCUUUUACUUUACAGUGUUUACGCGGACGGUCGUCCUUGUCUGAUACCUCGGAACGCGGCGUGUUUGGUGGCGGUAGGGCCGCCGCGUUCGCGUAGCGACCACCACCAUUUUUUAUCGAAAUCAUCGAACGAGACAUCGUCGAUAUCUUCGCGGCACAGUUAUCACCAAGCGAACGGAUUGUCGACCCCGGCGAAGUCGAAUAAAACGGGCCACAAGUCGUUGCAGUCGUCGUGUUCUGUCGGCAACGCCGAUAUUCACGCGCAAGCUUUGCAGCAGCAACAGCAGCAGCAGCAGAGUUUGUGCGUUGCUUGUAUAUCGAGCGCUCACAGGCGGAGAGACCAAACGGACGGGGCGAGUUUGGACGUUUACGAUUUGGCGAGUCCCUGCUGCGAUCCUAAUUGCGUGCCAAGCAGACGACGGAGAGAAAAACAGAGACGAGCUCGGAACGAACAGCAGAAUCAACAUCAACAACACCAUCUUGCACAACAACAGCAACAGCAGCAGCAACAGCAGCAGCAACCACAAACAACACAACACCAAUCGCACAACUGUUCCCGAGCUUCGGGUCACAGUCUCCACUCGAUAACGAGCAGCGAAAUGUCAACAGCUGCGGAGAGCGUAGCCUCGUGUUCGACGUCUUUGAGCACGGACACACUUUAUUGGGAUCCAAACGUGCACCAGCGUCCGCCGGCUUGUCUGCAGUACGCAAAGCCCAAAUCCUGGGAUAAUUUAACAACGAAAGCUUUCGGAGGUUAUGGUUUCGGUUACGGUUACCUCGACACGGGAACCGCGAAGACGCACAGUGCCGAGCGUCCGGGAAAGAAUUCUCACGCGAGAGCCAAAACUCCAACGGGCGGAACAUCGCAGCGCCGAAAUCCCGGGAACGCAACGAUUUACCCGACGAAUUCAGGCGCUUCGAGCGGCCCGAGGCACUUCCAACCUACCAAAUCGACCGAAAGCUUGCUCGCUCAGAACCCUUACAAUCAAACCGAUCACGCACCCGACGCUAGCCUCAGCUGCGAAUGCCUCGACAGCACCACCUCGAGAUUCGUACAGAAAAUCGACAAACACGAUUCCAAGAGACAAGGAGACAAUCCUAACAACUACAACAAUUCUACGAACUCUCAUGCACAGGCGAACAACGCGAGACACCGCAGAUCCAGCCACUCCGAUGGCAAACUCAGGGCCUCUAACAAUUCCGAGGUUACUCGGUUGUGAGACGCUUCACUUAUCGGCCCAAAUUUGUAACGCAGUUGUCUGCUUAUUGGAAUAAAUUGUGUACUUCGUUGUAA